AUGCAAGGCUACUCACCUCCGGCAGCAGCUACAAAGAGCCGAAACCAGCACACACCUAAAGCACCGGAGGCCCACAGACUGGUAACCUCCACUCGGCGACCACACACCACGGGGGUCUGCUGCUCAUCGGUAAUCACACAAGCAUUGACUCGCAUUAAGAAGCGGAGGACAGUCCAUAAGAGGAAAAAAGUCAUGGCAAAGCCAACUCACCUGCAAUGCCUCGUUAAGUUACAGCCCACCAGGCGAAUUACUGCUGCUUCGCUGAAAGUGGGGAGGCCUGCCAAGGGCCGCCGACUCGCUCUGGCUGAACCCUACCGUCAACAGCACAACUCGCACCCUGUGAGAGAUCUGAUUCAUCAAAAGGAAAAGCACCAAGGAGGAGGGCUGCUGUCCCAGGUGAUGAUCAACGCUACUCCCCAAGCCUGUACUUACCUGAGUUCACCAAGGACAAACAAAGCUGUGCACUUCCCUUGCCUGAAUGGACGCUCCACUGACCGGGACUGUAAAUACCCACUGAGGGGCAUCAG
Messenger RNA from Pelobates cultripes (western spadefoot toad), 527 nucleotides. The record is from the annotation of a GenBank genome assembly. Lineage: Eukaryota; Metazoa; Chordata; Amphibia; Anura; Pelobatidae.